CAGAUUAUGGUUACUCUUUCUUUACAAUUCCCGCGAUCCGGUCCCGGCACGACGUCCGUACAUACCUCUCGUGCGCCGACUCGGAGCAGCAUCGACACCCGAGAGAUAAGAUAAAUCUCCUUCUCUUACCCGCCGGCAGACCCCCUCACGGUCAGGCACCAUGAUGCACAACACGAUCCAGCGGGAGAUCCAGGGGGAGAACCGGCGGUGGCUCCUGCUCCGGCUGAUGGAGGAAGGCCGCGUCGACCCGCCGGCUCCUGCUCCAUCUCCGAUCUUCCGUCACCGUGCCAACAUCUUCGUCCGGUGUGCUUUAACCAUGCUGAGCCUGGCGAUACUGGCCUCCUUGUUCGUGCUCAAGUACAGGUACCACGACCCCGAGCUGCAGCAUCCUCUCCUCAUGGCGCUCUGUGUCUUUCUAGCUCUCGGCUUCAUUCCAGCCGGGUUCCUAUGUACUCAAGACUAAUUGCUUUACGUCCAAACUUAGAUUAUUGUUUGUUUGGGAGAUUAGGCAGGCUUGUUAUAUACCCUUAUUUCUUCUUCUUCUUCUUCUUCUUCUUCUUCUUCUUUUUCAGGGAGUG
Molecule: messenger RNA, 578 nt
Organism: Triticum aestivum (bread wheat)
Lineage: Eukaryota; Viridiplantae; Streptophyta; Magnoliopsida; Poales; Poaceae
Exons: 2
Coding region: 161-463 (100 amino acids)
Source: RefSeq, a predicted model, not a curated record